Molecule: messenger RNA, 11721 nt
Organism: Choloepus didactylus (southern two-toed sloth)
Lineage: Eukaryota; Metazoa; Chordata; Mammalia; Pilosa; Megalonychidae
Gene: TNS1
Product: tensin 1
Exons: 33
Coding region: 1731-6911 (1726 amino acids)
Biological process (GO): fibroblast migration
Molecular function (GO): protein binding
Source: RefSeq, a predicted model, not a curated record
GUGGUUCAGACUUGGCCUUCAGUUGCUCCUACCCCUGCCAGUUGGCUCUCCUCCUGUCUUCCUGACCCCAGCUCUCCUGCAGGACCUCAGAACUUGCUACAGAUGAGCCGCCUUCUGCCCUGGCAUCUCUGGGCCAGGGGAUGUGGGAAGGGAGGGACAAACUGGGCUCAGAGUUGUGUGAGAGUGCCCUAGUGGAAUCAGCAUCAGGGAUCCCAGCCCGGAGAUGGCCUGGACUCUCCUGCCCACAGAAGGCAGGAGCCAGAGAGCAGGGGCUGGGGCUGGGGAGGGUCUCAGCCCAGUCUAUGAGAACCUCUAGAAGCUGGGGAGCCGGGACUUUUUAUUGGGACUGAGAAUUCUUGGGAGGUGGAGGAGGUAAUCUGGGAAUCUCUGCUUCCAAACGCCUGGCCUUGAACCCUUCCAGCUCCCUUCCCAUUCCCCUCAUCCCAUACUUCUUCAUAAUUCACCUCUCUUAAAACCCCAAUUCAGAAUUUCCCACAGGAGCAGCUGUGUCCAAGAAUUGCAAACAUAGAGAAGCUGGCAGCUGGUUGGGGUGGGACUGGAGGUGCAGUGUGGGUGAGUUCAGGGAAGGGGUCCCUGUUUUGUGACCAUCUUGUCGUCACUCGGAUAGACUGUGGCUGAAGCCUUGGAGUUUGGGAACCCUUAGUGUCCUGCUUUCACCGAGGUGGCAAGUGUCAGAAUGGAUUUUGGUUUGGUUGAAGGAAGUGGGACCCCAGUGGUGGGGAGCUUGGCUCAGUUUAAAGAAGGGCUUUCCAACAACUCAACCUGGUCUGCCUGAGAAUGGGCUGCCUUGUAAGGUAGUGAGCCUCUUGUUCUGGAGGGAGUUCAGACAGAGGCUGGACAACAGCUUGGAAGGAUUCCUGAACUGGGAUGUGGUUAGAAGAGCCGACCUUUAAGGUCUCUUGGGAUGCUGAGGUCCUGGGAUUCUUGGAGUCGGGGAGUUCUCUGACACUGGAAUGGGGGAGCAGGGAAGGCUGUGGCCUCUGGCCUGGGGCGUGGGCACAAAUGGAGGACUCGCAGUGUCCUCUUCCCGCCCCAGUGUUUGGGGAACAGAGAGCCUUCUUGCCUGCCUAGCGCUGACUCUUGGCCCUUCCACCCGUGCUCCCCGCCCCUGUGCCCAUUGCUCAACCUGCCCACGAGGUCUGUCCCCAGCUGCUUCCUGAGAAGGUUCUGAGUCCCUUCCGAUUCCUCUUGUCCCACUCUGAGCCCUGCUCAGUUGGUUAACCCUGGGACAGCUGCAGAGGGCCUGUGGGCUGCAUGACAGGGUGCGGAAUGAAGCGGAAAGCAUCAGCACGGGCCUCUCCCCCUGCACCCCUGUGCGGUUAGAGCCCAUACCCAGGACGGAGGGGCUAACUGGUGCCAGUCAAGGGGUAUGGUGGGCCUCUCCAGCCCCUGCCCAGUUUGGCCUCCCCCCAUGCACCCACCCCAGCCUGCCUGGAGAUUGCAUGCAGAGGAGCAGUGCCAAGACCUGAGAUGCAGAAAAACCCAGAGCUGGUCUCCUCUGAGCCUCAGUUUCCACAUUGGUGGCUGCCCCCUGCUUUCCUCCCUCCAACCAUGAACUGGUGCCCGUCAACCCAGAGAGCGCGCCAAAGAAUGUAGUGGAUGCGGGAGAAGGCACCUUCCGGGGUGGAAACACACAGAAAAGCCUUGAAGAAGAGGGCUCCACCAGAGUAGCUCCAAGUGUCCAGCCCCACUCCCAGCCCAUCAGAAACAUGAGUGUGAGCCGGACCACGGAGGACAGCUGUGAGCUGGACCUGGUAUACGUCACGGAGAGGAUCAUUGCUGUAUGCUUCCCCAGCACAGCCAAUGAGGACAACUUCCGGAGCAACCUCCGCGAGGUGGCCCAGAUGCUCAAGUCCAAACAUGGCGGCAACUACCUGCUUUUCAACCUCUCUGAGCGGAGACCUGACAUCACGAAGCUCCACACCAAGGUACUGGAAUUUGGCUGGCCCGACCUACACACCCCAGCCCUGGAGAAGAUCUGCAGUGUCUGCAAGGCCGUGGACACUUGGCUCAAUGCUGACCCCCACAACGUGGUCGUUCUGCACAACAAGGGAAACCGAGGCAGGAUAGGUGUGGUCAUUGCGGCUUACAUGCACUACAGCAACAUUUCUGCCAGUGCGGACCAGGCGCUGGACCGGUUUGCUAUGAAGCGCUUCUACGAGGAUAAGAUUGUUCCCAUUGGCCAGCCGUCCCAGAGAAGGUAUGUGCAUUACUUCAGUGGGCUGCUCUCGGGUGCCAUCAAAAUGAACAACAAGCCCUUGUUUCUGCACCACGUGAUCAUGCAUGGCAUCCCCAACUUCGAGUCUAAAGGAGGCUGUCGGCCCUUUCUCCGGAUCUACCAGGCCAUGCAACCUGUUUAUACAUCUGGCAUCUACAACGUCCAGGGGGACAGCCAGACCAGCAUCUGCAUCACCAUCGAGCCAGGGCUGCUUUUGAAGGGAGACAUCUUGCUCAAGUGCUACCACAAGAAGUUCCGGAGCCCAGCUCGAGACGUCAUCUUCCGUGUGCAGUUCCACACAUGUGCCAUCCAUGAUCUGGGUGUUGUCUUUGGGAAGGAAGACCUCGAUGAUGCCUUCAAAGAUGAUCGAUUUCCAGAAUAUGGCAAAGUGGAAUUUGUAUUUUCUUAUGGACCGGAGAAAAUUCAAGGCAUGGAACACCUGGAGAAUGGGCCCAGUGUGUCUGUGGACUAUAACACUUCCGACCCCCUCAUCCGCUGGGAUUCUUAUGACAACUUCAGUGGGCACCGGGAUGAUGGCAUGGAGGCAGAGGUGGUGGGGCACACCCAGGGGCCGCUGGACGGGAGCCUGUAUGCCAAGGUGAAGAAGAAGGAUUCGCUGCACGGCAGCUCCGGCGCCGUCAACGCCCCGCGCCCCGCCCUCUCGGCCACCCCCAACCACGUGGAGCACACGCUGUCCGUGAGCAGUGACUCGGGCAACUCCACAGCCUCCACCAAGACGGACAAGACGGAUGAGCCUGUCCCGGGCCCCUCCAGCACCUCUGCUUCCCUGAGUCCUGAGGAGAGGCGAGAGCUGGACCGCCUGCUCAGCGGCUUUGGCUUAGAGCGCGACAAGCAAGGCCCCAUGUAUCACACCCAGCACCUCAGGUCCCGCCAGGCCGGGGGCCCUGCUGUAACCCCCUCUGGCCGCCACGUUGUCCCAGCCCAGGUUCACGUCAACGGUGGAGCCUUGACCUCUGAGCGGGAGACGGACAUCCUGGACGAUGAGCUGCCCAACCAGGAUGGGCACAGCGCGGGCAGCCUGGGCACACUGUCAUCCCUGAAUGGGGUCACCACCAGCGACGGGGGCUACCCAGAGGCCCUGUCCUCACUGACCAAUGGUCUGGACAAGCCCUACCCAGUGGAACCGAUGGUCAAUGGCGGCGGCUACCCCUACGAGUCUGCCAGCCGGGCAGUCCCUGCCCAAGCAGGCCACGUGGCCCCCAUGCGGCCCUCCUGCUCUGCCCAGGAGGGUUUAGCUGGGUACCAGCGGGAGGGGCCCCAUCCAGCCUGGCCUCAGCCAGUGACCACCUCCCACUACGGCCAUGACCCCAGUGCCAUGUUCCGCUCCCAGUCCUUUCCUGAAGCUGAGCCCCAGCUGCCCCCAGCUCCAGCCCGGGGUGGAAGCAGCCGGGAGGCCGUGCAGAGGGGGCUGCAUUCAUGGCAGCAGCAGCAGCAGCCUCGCCCACCUCCUCGCCAGCAGGAAAGAGUCCACAUGGAGAGUCUUGGGCCCAGCAAGCCCAGCCCCCAGCCAUUGGCAGAGACACCAGUCCCCCGUGUCCCUGAGUUCCUGAGGGCAGCCUCCCGGCAGGAGAUUGAGCAGUCCAUUGAAGCCCUCAACAUGCUGAUGUUGGAUCUGGAGCCUGUCUCUGCCGCUGCGCCCCUGCACAAGUCCCAGAGCGUCCCAGGGGCCUGGCCAGGGGCAUCCCCACUCUCUGCCCAGCCCCUCUCCGGAACCUCCCACCAAUCCCAGCCACUGACCCAGUCCAGAUCCGGCUACAUCCCCAGUGGGCCUUGCUUGGGGACCCCCGAGCCAGCCCCACGUGCCUCCCUGGAGUCCAUCCCAUCUGGCAGGCCUUACUCGCCUUAUGAUUAUCAGCUACGUCCGGCUGGACCCAACCAGAAUUUCCGCCCGAAGAGCCCAGCCUCCUCCUCUUCCUCAUCUGCCUUCCUUCCAACAACCCAGAGUCCUCCAGGGCUUCAGCAGCCUCCGGCCUCUCUGCCUGGCCUCACCUCUCAGCCUCAGCUCCCAGCAAAGGAGGUGACUUCAGACCCAUCCCGAACUCCGGAGGAGGAGCCUCUGAACCUGGAAGGGCUGGUGGCCCACCGGGUAGCAGCAUACAACGCCAGGCUGCAGGGCGCUGGGCACAACGUCCGCUUCUGGCACCCUCCUCUCCACCGGCUCCAAGCCUCCUCCAUCUCCAGGGUGCAGGCUCGGGAGAAGCAGCCUGCAGAGCCUCCAGCCCCUCUCCGGAGACGGGCAGCCAGCGAUGGACAGUAUGAGAACCAAUCUCCAGAACCCAUGUCCCCCCGUAGUCCCGGGGUUCGCUCCCCGGUCCAGUGCGUGUCCCCGGAGCUGGCUCUCACCAUCGCUCUCAAUCCUGGAGGGCGUCCCAAAGAGCCCCAUCUUCAUAGCUACAAGGAGGCCUUCGAGGAGAUGGAGGGGACCUCCCCGGCCAGCCCGCCGCCCACUGGUGUGCGCUCCCCUCCAGGUCUGGCCAAGACGCCCCUGUCUGCUCUCGGACUGAAACCCCACAACCCAGCGGACAUCCUGCUGCACCCCACGGGUGUCCCCAGAAGACUGAUCCAGCCAGAGCCCCGGAGCUACGUCGAGUCUGUGGCACGGACAGCUGUGGCCGGGCCCCGAGCCCAGGACCCCGAGCCCAAGAGCUUUACCCCGAACGCUCAAGCCUAUGGCCACGAGACACCCCUGAGGAAUGGGACGCUGGGUGGCUCCUUUGUCUCCCCGAGUCCCCUCUCCACCAGCAGCCCCAUCCUCAGUGCCGACAGCACUUCCGUGGGGAGCUUCCCAUCAGGGGAGAGCAGUGACCAGGGCCCCCGGACACCCACCCAGCCCUUGCUGGAUUCUGGCUUCCGCUCCAGCAGCCUGGGGCAGCCCAGCCCUUCAGCCCAGAGAAGCUACCAGAGCUCUUCCCCUCUCCCAACAGUGGGCAGCAGCUACAGCAGCCCUGACUACUCACUUCAGCAAUUCAACUCCUCUCCGGAAAGCCAGGCACGGUCUCAGUUCAGUGUGGCCGGUGUCCAUGCAGUACCUGGGAGCCCUCAGACACGCCACAGGACAGUGGGCACCAACACUCCCCCUAGUCCUGGCUUUGGCCGGCGGGCUGUCAACCCUGUCAUGGCUGCCCCUGGCAGCCCCAGUUUGAGCCACCGCCAGGUGAUGGGUCCCCACGGGAAAGCAGGAGCUGGUUUCCAUGGUAACAUGGUUGCCAGCCCGCAGAGCAGCACAGUGACCACUCCUGGGAGCCCCAGCCUGGCCCGGCACGUAGCGGGGGCCCACCAAGGCAGCCUGGCCUCCAGUCUCCAUGGCAAUGCAAUAGCCAGUCCCGGAAGCCCCAGCCUGGGCCGUCACCUGGGAGGAUCCGGAUCCGUGGUUCCCGGCAGCCCCAGCUUGGACCGGCAUGUAGCCUACGGUGGCUACUCCACCCCCGAGGACCGGAGACCCUCGCUGUCCCGGCAGAGCAGUGCCUCUGGCUACCAGGCUCCUUCCACACCAUCCUUCCCCGUCUCGCCCGCCUACUACCCUGGCCUGAGCAGCCCUGCCACCUCCCCGUCGCCGGAUUCCACAGCCUUCCGUCAAGGGAGCCCGACGCCGGCCUUGCCAGAGAAGCGGAGGAUGUCAGUGGGGGACCGAGCGGGCAGCCUCCCCAACUAUGCCACCAUCAACGGGAAGGUGUCCUCCUCGCCUGUCGCCAGCGGCAUGUCCAGUCCCAGCGGGGGCAGCACCGUCUCCUUCUCCCACACUCUGCCUGACUUCUCCAAAUACUCCAUGCCAGACAACAGCCCUGAGACACGGGCUAAGGUGAAGUUUGUCCAGGACACCUCCAAAUACUGGUACAAGCCUGAGAUCUCCAGAGAGCAGGCCAUCGCCCUCCUUAAGGACCAAGAGCCAGGGGCCUUCGUCAUCCGCGACAGCCACUCCUUCCGAGGAGCCUACGGGCUGGCCAUGAAGGUGUCUUCUCCCCCUCCCACCAUCAUGCAACAGGGUAAAAAAGGAGACAUGACUCAUGAGCUGGUGAGGCAUUUCUUGAUAGAGACCGGCCCCAGAGGAGUCAAGCUCAAGGGAUGCCCCAAUGAACCAAACUUUGGAUCUCUGUCUGCCCUUGUCUACCAGCACUCCAUCACCCCGUUGGCUCUGCCCUGUAAGCUGGUCAUUCCAAACCGAGACCCCACAGAUGAAUCCAAAGAUAGCUCAGGCCCUGCCAACUCAACCAGUGACCUACUGAAGCAAGGGGCAGCCUGCAAUGUGCUCUUCAUCAACUCUGUGGACAUGGAGUCACUCACUGGGCCACAGGCCAUCUCCAAAGCUAUUUCUGAGACACUGGCUACUGACCCCAUGCCAGCUGCCACCAUCGUUCACUUCAAGGUCUCCGCCCAGGGAAUCACACUGACAGACAACCAGAGAAAGCUAUUCUUCAGACGACACUACCCCCUCAACACUGUCACCUUCUGUGAUCUGGAUCCACAGGAAAGAAAGUGGAUGCAAGUAGAAGGAGGUGCCCAUGCCAAGCUCUUCGGCUUUGUGGCACGGAAGCAGGGCAGCACCACGGACAACGCCUGCCACCUCUUCGCUGAGCUCGACCCCAGCCAGCCUGCCUCCGCCAUCGUCGACUUCGUCUCCAAGGUCAUGCUGAGCGCUGGCCAGAGGAGAUGAGCCCCAGCCUUUGCCCAGGGCUGGGGCAGUGGGGAUGGGGCAUGCGGGGCGGGGACCCAUCAAUUCUGACCACCCUUGAAUCCAAAAAGAGGACUUUGGGCCAAUUUUGGAAGAGAGAUGAAAGUGCAAUGCAGGGAGCGGGAAGUGAAUUGCGGAGGGGGAGGACAGGAAAGAGAGAGACAGAGAGAAAGAAAAAGAUGGAGGAGAAUAACUCAGAUUCCCCUAGGUAGAUGGAAACUGUAAAAAUCCCAAAGCCUCUAAAACUAACCAGUUUUGCCUAACCACCCCCUCACCCCCUCCCAUAGGAUGGGGCUCCACGAAGGAGCUGGAACAAAUCUUCUUUGGGAUCCAAGUUUUUGGGGGAAAUGGAGAAGCCCCAUCUCCCCAACCCAACUGCUUUGCAAGGAGAAAUCAAGCUGAGAGAGUAGUUUUAUGGCCACUUGUAGGGUAAAGAGUCAGCAUGGGACAUCAAGCAGCCGUCCUUUUUUCUCUUUCAAGUAUCUCUGACUGAGGUACCCUAAGAUCUCAUUGUUCUAUUCUGAUGUAUCUGUGGGUCAGGAUGUGUAUCUGUCCAUACUCAUUCCCUCGUACAUCAGUUUAUAUUUGCCCCUAUCAGCUAGAACUAUAAACACCUAUAUAUGUAAGUAUCCCAUGCGUUUGCACAUACCUGUGCACACUCUCCAAAGAUAGAGAUGCGGGAUGUCAGGGGAGCAGGGAAGGAGAAUAAGCCCUCUUCCGCAGGUCACCCCAGAAAAUGGGGUGAAAGAGACUCUAUCUCCUGGCUCCUCCACCUUCCUCUAGCAGUCCUGGGUGCUGCCAACCGCUUCUCCUCUACAAGACCCUGGCAGGAGAAAGUCAGCCACCUUUGCAGGCAUGCCCCUGUUUUGCCUUGGCCAGGAGGCUGGGGGAUUUGGUUUGAGGAGAUGGAGCUAUGAGUGCCCAUAGCUUUGGGGAAAGAGAUCAGCAAGGAAGGGUGGCCAUUGAUUUCUGGGCAUCUUGCAAGGCAGGUUGCUCCCACCAGCUUCCUGGGCUCUGCCUUAGCUCUUAGCCCUCAGCCCCAUUCUUGGGUUUUGUGCCCCAGAACCAGCCUUAUCUCAGACUUGCUAUCUGCAUGAUGCCUUUUCGGGUGCCGGGGAUGGAGCCUUUCUGCUCUGCCCUGCCCUACCCUGCAGGAUCCCCACGUUGGGCUCACCCUGGGGAACCUGCUUCCAAAAGCCCUAUGCAGCCAGGCCAAGGGGAGGGGCCUGGAAAUCUUGUACUCCCCUCUGUGUAUAUUUUGGGGUCUGACUUUUGGAGGCACCUCCUGGCUGGGUGUGUCCACAGGGACAUCAGAGCUCUUGGGGCUGCUUCUUGUUUGCCACAUGUCAAAUCCUCUUGAUUCCUCCUUCUGCUUGGUUUCUCCAGCAGAGCCAAGCUGCCCAAGAAGCAGAGGGCAGAAGACACGCAUUUAGGCCAAAGGGCAGUUAGGAAAAUCCCAGAUAAGCGCCUCACUCUCGCCUCCCAACAAGGAUUCUAAGCCAGAAUGGAAAACUCACCAGGACCCCAUUCUUGAGUGGUUCCUUAAGCCUAUGUGGGUUCUCUUGAGAGAGGCAUUGUACUGAUAUAUAAAUAUAUAUAAUAUAUAGAUGAGACAUACUGACAAAAUCUGUAAGCUAAUAAAAUUUAAGAAAAGGUUAAAAAAAAAUAGGUAAAUUGACAAGAAGUAUUUAUUGUUUUCCCACAUUGCCUUUUUGCCUCCCCAGCCAAAAAAUGUCUUCAUCCCUUUUUAUAUGUGUAACCAAAGCCUGAGAGGUAGGGGUCCUUUAUCCUUGGAGUAACCAGGCACCCAUCCCCUCCUCCCGCAUCACCGCCUUGCCUGGCCUUGGCCUUCCUGGGCUCCACUUGGGGGCUCAGGGGGUGGGGGGUGUGUGUUCCAUUCCCUUGGGCCCUUUUAUUUUCUGGCACGCCCAGGGCCCAGCAGUCAGCACCCAGAGAAGUGUGGGAAGCCGCCCCCGUUGCCAAGGCCCGAGAGCGCGUGUGAGCUCACCACAUGGAUGCUGUGUGGCGGACGUGGGUGAUGUGUGUAUCUUUCGUAUUUUUUCUCCUCCAAGAAGCUGUAUCCAUGUGGACAUUCUGUUUCAGGGAGUUGAAAGGAGAGUGUCAGAGGAAGGCGGGGAGCGGGGACGACCUUCCCCCCAGGCUCCCACUUCCCAAAGAGUGAAGCCUUGUGCAUGGGGUCCAAGGUUGCUCUAAAGUGUUUUUCCUUCUGAGACAUUCAAGCCAGAGGCCUGUAUUUCCCCCCUUCCCAUUCUCUAGUCAACCCCAGAGCUCUGCGAAGAUACAGGGGGAUAGUUUCCCUAUCUCCUUCCUUUGUACCAACUACAGUCUCCCUCGGGUGCUUCACCCUCCAGUCUGGACAUUCUCUCCACACCCAAGGCUGGAUGGAGCGUCAGAGCCAGGCCUGGGACUGACCUGAGGUCAGCCUUCACAUUUGCUUCCCACCUCCCCGCUGCCCACCAGCAGCCCACCCCCCAGGCAUGGCCAGCCCCCCACCAACCCCCUCCAGGCUCGAGCCUGCUGGGAGCUGUGGGAAGGACCCAGGUCACUGUCUGAAAGCUGAUCCCUGCACUCUUCUGGAAGAAGUCUGUUUCCUAGAGUCUGAUAAUCCCUGAUGUCGACGGUGUCUCGGCAUUAGUGUGGCCUUAACAGAAGAAUGAUGGGGAGGGGUACCCAGUCUCCAUGGCGGCCCCACCUUUGCACUGUAGCCCUCCCGGGCCUCGAAGGUAGGCCUGUGCACCCAGGCACACACAAACACACCACACACAGCACUGCAGUAUACUCUUGCCAAAGUUUUCCUUUAAUAGAAAGCACUUUUAAUAAUUGUUAUUAUUUUGUACAUGCUUAUCCUUUCCUCUCCUCCCCCUCCCUCACCUAAUUUUGCUGUUGUUCACGGUUGAGUCUGUGUGUCAGCCAGGAGAGUGACUCUGGUCUUGAAAAGGGGCUGGGGUGGGAAAGAGGCUAGGAGAAGUUUGGUGAGAAAGGAGAAAGACUGGGACACGGUCAGCCUGCAGUGCAGGCCCCAGGUGGGCUCAGGCCCCAGCCGCCAGGCCCCUUGUCUCUGGCUGUCCACCAGGCCUCUGAGGCAGGCCUGGGGCCUUGCCCCUGCUGGCCCCCAUGGCAUAGGGAGGGAAGGUGGCUGGGAAAUGACAUCUCUCUGAUUCUGCAAGGAGGGAAGCCCUGCGAGCUCCAGGUGGAACAAGAGGGAAGGACUGGGUGGGGAAACAAUAGAGCGGUGACCCCAGAGGGAAUUUAGGGAGGGCACGAACUGUUUAAUCAACCUCCAGAACUGCUGAACCGCCCCCUCCCUCCACUCUAUCUCAGUGGCCUGGCUCUCCUGUCUGCCAGAUGUUUGAGGGACAGAUCGAUCAUGCCUUAGGUUUGGGAAAGGCCCUGGAUCCCAUAUCCUCCUUGAGCCUGUCCUUCAGCAACUCUGAAAAGCCUGUGGACACCAACUUGCCAGGCCUCCUCCUCCCCUGUCUUUUUGAGGAAUCCCUGGGUGUGUCAGGGACUGGCCAGGAUGGGCGAGUGAAUGCGCAGUGGGGCCCGGAGGCCGUGUGAUGUUAAGAGGAGGCAGCCUGUUGGAGAAGUGUGAUCCUUCUGGAAAUGGGCUCACAGGAGGGAGGAGGGGAGUGGUUCUUCUGUUUCAUUCUGAUGGGCCUGAGCAGAGGUUGAGCAGCUCCUCGUGCUGUCCAGGGGGACGGUGUGGACUCUGUGAGCUUGAACAACGUUUAUCUUUGCUCCAGACUUUUGUCCACCACCCACCCCUGCCUCCUGGGUCUUCUCCCCCUCCUUUGCUUUUCCCAGCUUCAGGACCUGGGGACGUUCAAGUGGGCCAAUGCCCAUCCAAAGGCUGCCUCCCUGCCCUACACCUCCCCACACUUGGGGUCCUUGGAGAGCUCGGGGGUGAGAGUCCUGGAGCCCCCUUGUCACCCAGGUCCAGGCUUAGGAAUUGUGAGACUUGAGAUUCCUUGGCCAGUGGUAACAUAGGACGUGUGUGCACGUGUGCAAGUGUGGGCGUAUGUGUGUGUGUAUUUUGCUUAUCUCUUUAUAGGGAACUUGAGGGCAGUUGGAGGUGGUGGGAAAUGUGACAAGUUCAAUAUCACUCAGUGGUGAAAGGAAUUGGGAGGCAAGGCCUGUAGGGCCACCAGUUGGUGGAGUCUUGGUCCCGGUGAUGGUGAGGGUCAGGCUACAUGGGGUGGUGCUGGGGCAGGCCUGUUCCUUCUUGACUCCUCUGUCUUCAAACCUUUGAAAUGUUGGAGGACCUCGGUUUAUAUCCCAUCCUUGGGUUCUUCCCAGCGGCAAGGUUAUCGUGGAGGGUUAUCCUGAGUUUGUUUCCUAAUCAGUGUUAAACAGUUUGACGCUCUCCUGUGUGUUCAUGUUUUUUUCAGGUGUGUGUGUGUGAGAGAGAGCACAUCUGUGAGUGCAUGUCGUGUUCUCCCAUUUUCUCUCCUCCCUUCUGACCUGUAAUUCAAAACGAAUGUAAGAAAUUCCUCACCGCUCCCCUGCCCCCAGGCCCUCUCCAGGAAAAACAGAAUAACCCAGCCUCCUCCUCCCACCCCCGGCUGUGUAUUUAUAUAGAUGGAAAUAUACUUUAUAUUUUGUAUCAUUGUGCCUAUAACCUUUGCCACCUUGUAUAAAUCCUGAUGUAUGCUACUUAUCCUGGAUAUGAAUGUAAUGUACACCGAUGCUGCCCCUACUCCCUGUACAGCUGCUUUGUUUCUUUGCAGUCCAUUGUAUGGCUUUAUAAGUGAUAAAGUUAAAAAAAAAUCUG